AUAUCUUUUCACGUAUAAGUGUUUGUUAGGACAGCUAUGCUAUAACAACAAUGCCUUCUUGCCAAAGUAACAAUUGCUUCCAAACUAGACUAUACCUCUGAAUAGUACAGCAGCAGUUUUUCAAAAUAAUAAGACAGGGAGACUUUGGACAUGAGUUUACAGUCUUUUUCUUUUCUGCCGUAACAGGGCAAGUGAAGAAAAGCCCUGCUGAACUGUUGUUUAAAACAUGGCGGGAGGGGGAAACGUUACUCAGGGAAACACUGUGGAUUUGUUUCCUUUUGUAGGGCAUGGAAGAGCAAGAGGUGCCUUAUGUGUUGAUAAACACUAUAGGAGGGGCAUACGGAGUGUAUGAGGACUAUGUCAAGUUUCUGAAGAAACAUUUUAACCUUAUCACCAUGAAGGAACUUCUUGAAAACAAAAACCAUCUUAGUGAAAAGAUCAAAGCUAUUUAUAUGUGAUUGUACAAAACAACUGCUAACCAGGAGUGUCUCCAUAGUCUGCCUAAUUUAAAGGUGAUUGCAACCUCUGGGACAGGAGUGGAUCAUUUGGACUUGAAACUGAUCUCCAGCUUUGGAGUGAAAGUCGCCAACACUCCCUUUGCUGUUUCCAAUGCCACUGCACAUCUGGGGAUGGCUUUAAUGUUGGCAUCUGCCAGGAGACUAGUGGAAGGUUGUCAGAUUGCAGUUCCCCCAAACACUGAGCAUUUUGCUAUUGACUGGCUGGGAGAUGAAGUCAUCGGGGCUACUCUUGGUAUCAUUGAAAUGGGCAGUAUUGGGUAUAUGGUGGCCAAAAGGGCCAAAGCUUUUGAAAUGAAAAUUCUUUAUCACAACAGGAACCAGAGAAAAGAGGAAGAGGAACAGGCAGUUGGAGCCAUUUAUUGUAAAAAGAUAGAAGACUUGCUCCAGGAGUCAGAUUUUGUGAUGCUGGUUGUGAACCUGACACCUUAGACAGAAAAACUGUUUGGGAAGAAGGAGUUAGAACUGAUGAAACCCACUGCUACUCUCAUUCACAUCAGCAGAGGUAAGGUACAGAAUGACUGCUUACCAACCACAAUGCAGUUUACCUUCAAUGCAAGAGUCUCUGGGAAAAAAAAAAAAAAUAAAAUCAACUCCUGAUACUAGUGUCUACAGUGAAAUUUUCUGUGGGAACUGAUAGCAGGGUUGUCAAGAUUCUAAAUGUCUAUGGACCUGAUUCAGCAAAACACUGAAGCACGUGCAUAACUUUAAAAAUGUGAGUAGUCCUAAUAAACUUCAAUGGACAUUCACAUGCUUAAAAUUAAGUACAUGUGUAAAUGCUUUGCUGAAUAGGUAUGGGAUUAACUCAAGUGUCUAAAGUUCUGCAGGUACUCUAGUGCUCUGUUGAAUCAGGGACAAUCUCCAUUUGAAUUUAGGAUUAAAGAGAGAUUAAACUCUCCUGUUGCCUUUGUACAAACAUAAAAAAGUUGACCCCUCACAACCUACUCUUCUAACCGCAGGAAGUUUAAAACAAAAAUUGCCUAUAGCCUAUGUAGAUUGAUGAAUUGGGUGCCAGAAUGAUAGGCAGACAGGAAAAACUUUGAAUUUAGCAUCAAUACAAUGCACGUUUU
Molecule: messenger RNA, 1585 nt
Organism: Dermochelys coriacea (leatherback sea turtle)
Lineage: Eukaryota; Metazoa; Chordata; Testudines; Dermochelyidae
Product: glyoxylate/hydroxypyruvate reductase B-like
Exons: 3
Coding region: 630-947 (105 amino acids)
Cellular component (GO): cytosol
Molecular function (GO): hydroxypyruvate reductase [NAD(P)H] activity; glyoxylate reductase (NADPH) activity; NAD binding
Source: RefSeq, a predicted model, not a curated record